This is a messenger RNA of Platichthys flesus (European flounder), 540 nucleotides long. RefSeq names its product cyclin dependent kinase inhibitor 1Ca (gene cdkn1ca). Gene Ontology annotation, biological process: regulation of cell cycle. Gene Ontology annotation, cellular component: nucleus. The coding region runs from base 1 to 540 and encodes 179 amino acids. Lineage: Eukaryota; Metazoa; Chordata; Actinopteri; Pleuronectiformes; Pleuronectidae. Gene Ontology annotation, molecular function: cyclin-dependent protein serine/threonine kinase inhibitor activity. The transcript is spliced from 2 exons. The record is from RefSeq and is a predicted model, not a curated record.
AUGACCUCCAUCAGUCGCAGGGAGUCGGUGUGCCGGAGUCUGUUCGGCCCCGUGGACCAGGAGCAGCUGCGCCGGGACCUGAAGCUGAGGCUGCGGGAGAUGAGCGAGCAGGACAGCCGCCGCUGGAACUUCAACUUCCAGGCGGAGACGCCGCUGCCCGGCCGGUUCCAGUGGGAGGAGAUACCAUCGGACUGCGCUGCUGCCUUCUACCUGGAGCCUGUGGAGCCGAGGGAGGCUGCCUGUACCCCGGCCACUGGGGAUGAGGAUGGUGCUGGUGCUGCUGGUGGUGAUGGUGGUGGUGAUGACAGGGAAGGAAGCGCAGGGACAAACCAGGAGAACUGUCCCCGCAUCCUCAACACCAAGCGUCCCGCUGAGGUGACGCCCGUCCGGAGGAAGAGGUCUCUCUCCAAACCCGCAGCCAAACCCCGGAAUUACGCACGAAUUACAGAUUUCUUCGCAAAGAGGAGGAGAUCGACAGAAACCAAGAUCCAGACCCUCACAAGCUCCAGUGACGCAGCUCAGUGCAAAACAAUACGAUGA